This is a messenger RNA of Haliotis rubra (blacklip abalone), 2386 nucleotides long. RefSeq names its product endoglucanase 4-like. The transcript is spliced from 15 exons. The coding region runs from base 161 to 2338 and encodes 725 amino acids. Gene Ontology annotation, biological process: carbohydrate metabolic process. Gene Ontology annotation, molecular function: polysaccharide binding; hydrolase activity, hydrolyzing O-glycosyl compounds. The record is from RefSeq and is a predicted model, not a curated record. NCBI's taxonomy places the organism in Eukaryota, Metazoa, Mollusca, Gastropoda, Lepetellida, Haliotidae.
UCAGCCUUAUCUCCAUAGACGGGUGGCCUUGAAGGGUAACGUGGAUGUUAAUCCUGAAUGGUCAUGUCAAUCACAUGCAGGUAAAGAGAUAACAACUGACAACGCAGACAGACAGUCACGAGAAACGCUGAGCCAGGUCAUCAGAACAUUCAACUCUACUAUGAGACUGUUACUGCUACUGGUGCUGCUGGCGAAUGGGCACGCCGAAUCAGAGGUUAAGAUAACUGGACAUUGGGAAGGAGGGUUUAAUGGUCAGUUUUGUAUCCCUGUCACGGAAGACCUGCACGGAUGGUCAGCCCAUGUCAUCUUUGACCAGUCAAUCAAGUCACUUGAUGUGCAACAAGCUGCUGAAAUUGUGGAGACCAGAAACAACAACACUGAGUUCAUCAUGCACAACAAAGACUGGAACAAAGAAGAACAUGUUGGCUCCCAGAUCUGUAUAAACCUUCUGGGAAAAACGGAUGGCAAUAUUAUCCCUUCCGCCACAGUCUACAUCGCCGGUAUGGACGGUCCUACUGAUCAGCCGCCUACGGCUGGACCACAGAACUCCCUACUUCCAGGAAGUAGUGGGCAGACACCCGGCAUCGGUGCAACGUCCGGCGUCGGUGCCACGUCAGCUCCUUUUGUGACAUCAGGCACCGGUAUUGGUGGCGGUGAGGAAGUUAUCACCAACAAGAUGCAGAUAUACAACGACUGGGGUAACAGAUUCGAAGCCGAGUUUAGUUUUCCUGUCCACCAGAGGAUAGAGGGGUGGGAAGUAGCCAUCAACUUUUCAGAGCCUGUGGACAAACUGGAUAUGUGGGUAGCCGAUGUAUACAAAAAGUCUGCCGAUGGUAAAACCUGGGUGGUCAUCAACAAGCAGGAUCAUGUCUUCUUUGACAAAGGGGACACCAUCAAACUCCGCUUCUUCGGCAACACACAGGCGUCGUCCGCCCCAUCUGCUGUUGCUACACUCACCAACCUCGGCCACGACGACAAUGGAUUCCCUAAUGUCAAAAACACCGGAGGCACCAAGUACAACUACGACGAGGUCCUCUACAAGUCCAUUCUGUUCUAUGACGCUCAGAGAUCGGGCAAACUGCCAGCAAACAACCCCAUCCCCUGGAGAGGAGAUUCCGCCCUAGGAGACAAGGGAGAUAAUGGGGAGGACCUCACUGGUGGAUGGUAUGACGCUGGUGACCACGUCAAGUUCAACUUCCCCAUGUCGUGGUCCACCACCAUCCUCACCUGGAGUCUGCUGCAGUGGAAGGAGGCGUACGUGGAAUCCGGCCAGUACGACAACAUGCUGGACAGCAUCAGGUGGCCGCUCGACUACCUCCUCAAGUGUCACACAGCCAAGGACGAACUCUAUGUACAGGUUGGAAACGGAGGGGCAGACCACAGUUUCUGGGGCCGACCGGAAGACAUGAAAAUGGCCAGACCCGCGUUUAAGAUCACCCCUUCAAAACCCGGAAGUGACGUAGCUGGACAAACUGCAGCUGCCUUUGCCGCAGGAUCCAUGGCAUUUAAGGACAAAGACGCUGCCUAUUCCAAGACACUGUUGGACCACGCUGUACAGCUGUAUGACUUCGCCAUGGCCAACAAGGGACGAUACAGCCAGAGUGUUCCAGCAGCCGCCCAGUUCUAUCCGUCCACGAACAACACGGACGAGCACGCCUGGGCCGGACUGUGGCUGUAUCAGGCUACUGGAGACCCGAAAUACCUGACGGAGGCUGAGAAAUAUCACCAGCCUGGCGAGGCGUGGGGCAUGAGUUGGGACGACAACCAGGCCGCCAACAAUAUCCUGUUCUACAAGCUGACCCGUAAAGACAUCUACAAACAGGACCUGGAGGACACAUUCGAGAAGUACUGGUUCCCCAAUCAGGUCAUUAAGUACACACCUAAAGGACUGGCGUGGAGGCUGCAGUGGGGAUCUCUCAGAUAUGCAUCCAACAUGGCGUUAGCAGCUCUGAUGGCUGCAGAGGCAGGAGUGAACCCGGACAAGUACCGAGAGUGGGCCAUGAGUCAGAUCCACUAUGCUCUGGGAGACACUGGAUUCAGCUAUCUCAUUGGGUUCGGCAAGAACUACCCACACAGUCCCCAUCACAGAUCAAGCUCCUGUCCCUGGCCACCGGCUCCUUGUGGACCCCAGGUGAUGUCCAGCCACGCCCCUAAUGUCCACACCCUGUACGGAGCUAUGGUAGGAGGGCCCGAUAGCAGUGACGGCUACAAGGACGACCGAUCCAACUACGUCAACAACGAGGUGGCCUGUGACUACAACGCUGGGUUCCAGGCCGCUGUGGCAGGUCUGAGAUCUCUUGCCAAUAGAAACAUCCACCCGGAACAGCUGGGACCCUAGAGUUACAGAGUUCGGAUCAUUACUGGAUAAAAUAAACAGAGACAUCUA